AUGGUAGACGGAGAUGGGCCACUGCUCGUAGACCUCCUCCGCGAGAGCCUCGACAACUCCCCCGCGUCCACCUCCUACCUCGACCACCUCAUCUCCCUCUCCCUCGACGACCUCCUCCACGAACCCUCCCUCAUCGCGUCUGAAAGCUCCACGGUCGAGGCCGAGCUCACAAACCUGUGCUAUCGCGAAUACACCACCUUUACCCUCGCCCACAAAUCCUCGGCAGCCGUGCAUUCCGCAUUCGACGAUUUCGGCGCAAGCCUUCACGCCCUCGUUGAAGCUGCUCCCCCGCUCGAAGAGGCAUGCCGGGCAUUCACCAAAACUACUGCGUCUGCUCAGACCGCGCGCGCACGCGUCACCCUCGUUCAUGAACACCAAAACAAGCUGGCCGAGCUGCUGGAACUCCCACAGCUCAUGGAGACAUGCGUCCGGAACGGAUUCUACCAAGAAGCGAUGGACCUCGCGGAACAUACGCGCCGCCUAGGCGACAAUCCCCUUGUCCAGGAUGUGGUGAUGGAGGUGGAGGGGGUACUGGAAAUGAUGACCACGCAACUGUUGGCGUUACUGCGGGAACCCAUCAAGCUGCCCGCUUUGAUCAAGGCGGUCGGAUUUUUGCGCCGGCUCGGUCACGAAGACCUCGGGCUGGUCUUUCUCCAGAGCCGGCUAUACAACUAUCGGUCCAAACUCCCCCGCACCCCAGACCUUCGCCGCUACAUCGACCUCUUUCGGGAACACGUCUACGACAUCAUCUCCCAAUACUCGGCGAUCUUCGAGAUCUCUUCGCACCUGGUAGCAUUUGCCAGUCAGUGCGUAGAGGAGCUCGUCCACACCAUUGCCACCUCCAUUCCUCUCAUCCACGACGCCGCAUCCCUAUCCUCCAUCCUCGUCCAGCUCGGGUACUGCGCCCUAUCCUUUGCGCGCGUCGGCCUCGACUUUGCCCUCCUCACCAACGAGUACUUUUUCGCCGUCGUCGAGGCCACGUACGCGCAAGCCGUAUCCGCAGCGACGACAGACUUUGCCGCUCGGCUCAAAACCACCUCCCACUUUCCCCGAAGCGAGGACUCCAUCUCCCACUAUCCCCCUCUAGCCAUCUUCCUUAACGCCCACGUCGACGCCUUGAAUGGUCUGCGGCUCCUCGCGCCCCUCGAGUCGAGGCGGAACAUUGUCGUGGUCCAGCACGCCUCCCUAGCGGCGGGAUCGUCCGCCCUCCUCCAGUACUUUGACGAGACACUCGUUUCGGAAGCGCCCAGUGCCCCUUCAUCCCCUCGGUCUCAGCUCUUGCGGCGGAAUACGGAAACGCAACUCGCCCCGGAGGUACGGGCGGCCAAGCGGAGAGAGACCAAGCGGGGGUGUAUCACCAUGGCGCAAAUGUGGCGAGACCAGGUCAUCCCUACUUUGGUGCAGGGACUGCAGGGUGGGGUCUACGAGGCGGGGGAGGCAUACACAGGCGGUGUGGAGGAUUGGCUCGCGCAGUAUGAGCCAAAUGGGGAGCCAAGGACCCCGCCACGGUCUCCAGUACUUGCGCCAGUGACGCCAUGA
Molecule: messenger RNA, 1539 nt
Organism: Dioszegia hungarica
Lineage: Eukaryota; Fungi; Basidiomycota; Tremellomycetes; Tremellales; Bulleribasidiaceae
Product: intra-golgi transport-related protein
Exons: 2
Coding region: 1-1539 (512 amino acids)
Biological process (GO): intra-Golgi vesicle-mediated transport
Cellular component (GO): COG complex
Source: RefSeq, a predicted model, not a curated record